UUGAGAAUACAUACUUUAAGUGAAAUGCAACAUCAAUAACUCCUGUAUAUAAAUCCGAUCCCAUUUUGUCAUUAUUUUUAAUUGGUGAUCAGUUAACCCACUGCAAAGUCAGUUUUCAAUCUGUUUUCAUAAAAACUUUCUAAAAUGUCACAAAAUGAAAGCAAUGAGGGUCGUCUCAAGAUUGGAAUCGUUGGGGCUGGUAUCGCAGGCAUGUGCACUGGAAUUCAGCUUCAAAAUCAAUUAGGAAUUCACGACUACGUCAUAUUUGAUGAAAGACAUGACGUGGGUGGAGUGUGGUUGGUAAAUACUUAUCCGGGAUGUGCCUGCGACGUUCCAAGUCAUUUCUACUCAUUUUCUUUCGAACCCAAUCCGAAUUGGUCCGAAUCGUUCUCCUCACAAUCUGAGAUCCUCGAGUACUUGAAAUCUGUUGCAAGAAAACACGAUUUGUACAAGAAAAUCAAGUUUAAACAUCAAGUCAAGAAUUGUGUUUGGGAUGAAAAGAUUUCAAAAUGGAGAGUCCUUACCCAGAAUAAGGGCCUUGAGAAGGAGUACAUUUUUGACAUUAUGAUAUCAUGCCUAGGUGGAUUAAGAGCACCACACAUUCCUGCUGAAUUUGAUGCUUUCAAAGGACCAAAAAUGCAUUCAGCACUUUGGGAUAACAAAAUCAAGUUGAAGAAUAAAAAGGUUGCCAUUGUAGGAACUGGAGCUAGUGCGAUACAAAUAAUACCAAAAAUUGUGGACAAUGUCAACACUUUGACUGUUUAUCAACGACGUCCACCUUGGGUAGUUCCCCGUAUGCAAUUUAGCUUCCCAAACUGGGCGCAGUGGGCAUUUGCACACAUACCUGGACUUCAAAAGACGUUUCGAUCGACAUUGUUUUGGUUUUACGAGAUGUCACAUGCUAUUUAUAUGAAGGAGUCGACCCUGAGUAAACUUGGAGAACGGCUUGGCAAAAACUACUUGAAGAAGGAAUUCAAAAGAGACGACGAGAAAUUGCAACAUGAAUUGAUUCCAAAAUACAGCAUUGGUUGCAAAAGGAUAACUCCAUCGGAUGAGUAUUACAAUUCGUUGAGCCAACCCAAUGUCAACAUCAUUACGAGCAAAAUUACUAAAGUGAAUCCUCGAUCCAUCGUUACUGAUGACGGUCAUGAAGAAAAUAUUGACGUCUUAAUAUUAGCAACCGGGUUUAAAGUCCAGGAAUUUUUCAGCCCUUUGGAAAUUAUUGGAAAGGAUUCUGUGAACAUAAUGAAGUUGUGGAAGUCCGAGGGACCCUCGUCGUAUCUGGGAAUGACAAGUUCCACUCUCCCAAACUGUUUUUUCGUCAUCGGACCCAAUUCUGCACUUGGGCAUACAUCAGCCAUUUUCUCCAUUGAAUGUCAAGUCAAUUGGAUAGCUAAAGUUUUGCAAGAAGUGAUCAAUCGGAAUAGUUCCGUCGUCACCGUCGACGAAAAUGCAGAGAAGCAGCACAUGGAAAGGGUUUUGUCACAAGUUCAAAACACGGUGUGGUCGGAAGAUUGUGGUUCUUAUUGGAAAGAUCAUCGAGGCGUUGUUACAGGUUUGGUUCCAGAUACUGGAUUUGGAUACUGGCGGAAAACACGUUCUCCUAAUUUUAAUCAUUUCAUUUUCAACUAGCUCAUACGUACUUACGUAAAUAAUAUAAAACAGUGUAUCUGGACAGUUUUACUGUCAUAUCAAUCAAGUGUACUUAUGUUUGUUGCAAAUAUUCUGGAAAUAAAUAAUAAUUGCAUUUAACUUUGUAACGCUGA
Messenger RNA from Folsomia candida, 1766 nucleotides. Its product is annotated as baeyer-Villiger monooxygenase. Bases 145 to 1632 code for a protein of 495 amino acids. The record is from RefSeq and is a predicted model, not a curated record. The transcript has 10 exons. NCBI's taxonomy places the organism in Eukaryota, Metazoa, Arthropoda, Collembola, Entomobryomorpha, Isotomidae. Gene Ontology annotation, molecular function: flavin adenine dinucleotide binding; N,N-dimethylaniline monooxygenase activity; NADP binding.